AGAACAACAGCGGCGAGGGAUCCAUUGCAAAACGAACCAGUUGUUGGAACUCACUUUCCUUUUCUGACCUCGAAAACAGUCGAUACGUAUAUAUAUCUUUUUUUCUGUAUAGCGCAUCACCAUGUCCGUCGUCCUUUCCGAGUCGCAUCCAGAGCACCCCUUCAACCUCAUCCCCGAGCUCUGUAGGAAGUUUUUCGACCUCGGUUGGGCCACCGGCACCGGCGGUGGCAUCUCGAUCAAAAUGGGCGACAAGUACUACGUCGCCCCGAGCGGGGUGCAGAAGGAACGCAUUCGCCCUGAUGAGAUUUUCAUCCUCGACGCGGAGCAGGAGGUCGUCGAGGAGCCCCGCACAACGGAGAAGAAGCUGAAGAUGUCGGAGUGCACGCCGCUAUUCUUCAACGCCUACCGCAUGCGCAACGCCGGCGCCUGCCUACACACCCACUCGCAGAGCUGUGUGCUGAUCAGCCUGCUGUGCGACAAGGAGUUUCGCAUCUCGCACAUCGAGAUGAUCAAGGGCGUCAGCAACAACGUCACGAAGAAGGCGUUGGGCUUCCGCAACUCCCUGGUGGUACCAAUUAUCGAGAACACCGACUUCGAGGCGGACUUGACCUCCUCCAUGGCGGAGUGCAUGAAGAAGUACCCCGAGUCGUGUGCCGUGCUGGUGCGCCGCCAUGGCAUGUACGUGUGGGGUGACACAUGGCAGAAGGCGAAGGGUGCGGUGGAGUGCAUUGACUACCUCAUGGAGCUCGCGAUUCGCAUGAAGUCUUUGGGGCUCGAGUGGGAGCCGCAGCCGAAGAGCGUGCCCUGA
Messenger RNA from Leptomonas pyrrhocoris, 808 nucleotides. RefSeq lists its product as hypothetical. NCBI's taxonomy places the organism in Eukaryota, Euglenozoa, Kinetoplastea, Trypanosomatida, Trypanosomatidae. Gene Ontology annotation, cellular component: cytoplasm. The record is from RefSeq and is a predicted model, not a curated record. The transcript has a single exon. Bases 122 to 808 code for a protein of 228 amino acids. Gene Ontology annotation, molecular function: metal ion binding; methylthioribulose 1-phosphate dehydratase activity.